Messenger RNA from Sinocyclocheilus rhinocerous, 1614 nucleotides. RefSeq names its product arf-GAP with dual PH domain-containing protein 1-like. Gene Ontology annotation, biological process: positive regulation of GTPase activity. Gene Ontology annotation, molecular function: GTPase activator activity; phosphatidylinositol bisphosphate binding; phosphatidylinositol-3,4,5-trisphosphate binding. The transcript has 9 exons. The record is from RefSeq and is a predicted model, not a curated record. Bases 117 to 1229 code for a protein of 370 amino acids. Gene Ontology annotation, cellular component: cytoplasm; intracellular membrane-bounded organelle; plasma membrane. NCBI's taxonomy places the organism in Eukaryota, Metazoa, Chordata, Actinopteri, Cypriniformes, Cyprinidae.
GAUGCGGAACAAGUCUGAACAAACUCUGCUGCUUCACUUCCGAAUGUUUGAAACACCUCCAUCAGACCAGCGCCUCCUCCUGCUCCUCCUGCAGCUCCUGAGGAGACACCGGGCCGAUGACGGAAAACGAGCGAGCCGCCAGAACCCUCAAACACGUCCUGCAGAAACCGGGGAACGGCAGCUGCGCGGACUGCGGCGCCGACAAUCCGGAAUGUGGCUCCUGUUCUCUAGGCGUCUUCAUCUGUCUGAGCUGCUCCGGAGUCCAUCGCAGUAUUCCCGAUCUCGGAAAAGUCAAAUUGCUCCGACUCUCACACUGGGAGGAUUCAGAAGUUCAGUUCAUGUCUGAGCGAGGAAAUGAUGCCAUGAACGCCGUGUAUGAAGCUGCACUUCCUGUUUACUACUACAAACCCACACACAGAGACUGCCAGGUGCUAAAGGAGCAGUGGAUUCGGGUGAAGUACGAGAGGCAGGAGUUCAUGGAGAACGGCAAGAAGCUGAUCUAUGAGGACGAGUCGAGAGACGGCAUGCUAAUGAAGAGGGGGCGGGACAAUGGACAGUUCCUCAACAGACGAUUCAUCCUGUCGCUGAGGGACGGCACACUAAAGUACUACACUAAACUAGACGCUAAGGAACCCAAAGCUGUUAUAAAGGUGGACACCAUCAACGCCUGCUUCCAGCCGGACAAGAUCGGAAACCCCAACGGCCUGCAGAUCACCUACCUGAGAGACAACAUCACACGAAACAUCUUCAUCUACCACGACAGCAGCAGAGUGAGCCGUAGAGACACACACACACACACACACACACUCAUACACACACACACACACACACACGAAGCGAGGUCUGUUUUGAUUGACAUGGAGCUGGUUUGUGUGUCGUCUGAUGUGUUUCUGCAGCAAACAGAAGGCUUUAAGAAGCGCUGGUUCACGCUGGAUCACCGGCGGCUGAUGUACUUCAGAGAUCCUCUGGAUGCGUUUGCUAAAGGCGAGGUGUUCCUGGGGCACAGAGAUCACGGAUACCACGUUACGAUCGGACUCCCCGCCGGAACCCACUACAACGGGACGUGGCAGUACGGCAUCACCAUAGAAACGCCCGACCGCAGCUUCCUGUUCACCUGCGAAACAGAUAUGGAGCAGAAGGAUUGGAUGAGCCAUUUUAAUGCAGUCAUGAACACUCGCAUGAGCCCACAGGAGUACACAGUGGAGGCCUACUUCAAACACAAACACUGAUGUACCCUCGGCGUGACCUCUGACCUUUCACCUGUGACCUCUGCAGCUGACCCGCCACGGAUCUCACAGCACGUGCCUCGGAUGUUUGUGUUUUUAAGUUGUUUUACACAAAGUAUUUGUUUGUAUACUGUACUACGAUUCUGUAUCAUUACAUCUUGAAACUCAAAGAGUAUUUUGUCCCCAUAACAUUAUAUUUGCAUGUCUGCGUUUUCCACAAACUGGUUUGCUACCAAAUCUUGUUUUUUAAAAUCUGAUUUUUUAUAAGGAUUAAAGGCUCCAUCUAGUGGUGGGAUUAAGUUAUUUAACCACUGACCCUUCAAGUCAACUCUCUAAUUCUAAACCUCCUUUCAUUCACAUAUUAAAGGGACAGUUCAGUCAAAAAAUA